AUGGCUCAUGGGAUUCCCUGGUCCUCAGAGAACUGGUGCGGCUUCCUCGGCGCGGGGGAGAGCCGUCGGCUUUCCCUCUGCCGGCAGCGGCGGAUUCUCCGCCAGGAGAAGCAGUCGGAGGAUCUCCGCUACGGCAGCGCCCCACGGUGCCUCUCUUCCUACUACAGCGUCUUCGUCGCCCGUCUGGCUAUCAUGGUACUCAGAAAGUCAACUUUCAGAGAAAGAGUAGCAGCAACAGCAGAUUACUCAUGCAGGGGGGUGUCGAUUGUAGGUGAUGCUGGCGAUCUUGAUCGCGACGAUGACGAUCCUGACAUGGCACUUCAGCAAGGUCUACACGACGAGCUCCAUCCGAAGCCUGGCCUACGGGCUCCGGUACGAGCUCCUCCAGCGGCCCAUCCUCCGCAUGUGGAACAUCCUCAACUCCACCGUCGAGAUCACCGUCGCCCAGGUGAAGCUCUCAGAGUACGUCAUCGACCGCUACUACUCCCCUACCGCCGCCGGCGAUCAGAACCCCCAGGUGCGCCGCCGCUCCUCCUCUUCCUCCUUGGCGGGUCGUCUUCUUCCUCCGCGCUGAUUCAGGUUGUUUUCCAUGGUGGCAGCUCUACGAGGCGAUGAGGAACGUAACGUGGGUGCUCUUCGCCAGCAGAACCGCGCUCGCCUCCAUCACAGUGAGCCACCGGGACGGCUAUGUCCAGGCUUUCCACAGAGAUCCCCGGAGCAGAAGCAUUUACUACAUCUUCUCCGCGCCGCCGGAGAAGCACGGGAAGAACGCGUCGUCGGUGUGGUACAGGUUCUCACUCGACCCGGCAACCGGGAGGGAAACAGGCGGCCGGCGGAAGGUCCCCCCCGACGACCUCAUCAGCAUCGCUGGCCUCUCCGAGGUGAGCGACGGCACGGCGGCAUGGCGGGUCGCCGUGAGCAAGUUCACCGACUCGCCGCUGCUCGCGGCGGCGCUUCCAGUCCGGCGACCCGCCGACGGCGCCAUCGUCGCCGCCGUUGGCGUCACCACCUCGCUGCAUAGCGUGGGCCAGCUCAUGCGGGAGCUCGUGGGCUUCCACAGCGGCCACAUGUACCUGACCUCCCGCGAGGGCUUCCUCCUCGCUACUUCCACCGACGCCCCACUUCUGCGGAACUCCACCGCCGGGCCGGCGCUGAUGCAGGCCGCCGACUCAGACGAUCGCAUCAUCAGGGCCGGCGCAGAGUGGCUGCACCGGGCUCACGGGGACAGCUUCCCCAUCCGCCAUGAAGUCCACGAUGAGAACGUUAAGAUCGGACGACAGAGAUACUACGUCGACUCCUUCUUCCUCGACCUGAAGAGAUUACCUCUGGUGAGCACCCCCCAUGGCUCUCCCUUCCUGGACCGCCCCUCACCGCCGCCGUCUCCUCUUCUCUGCAGGUCGGUGUCACCAUCAUCCCCAGAAGGUACAUAAUGGGAAAGGUUGACCAGAUGGGCACGACCACGCUGAUCAUCCUGGUCAGCGUCUCCGUGUGCGUCCUCGCCAUCGGGUGCGUCCUCAUCAUGGUACUCACCAGUGGGGUCUCCAAGGAGAUGCGGCUACGGGCGGAGCUGAUCAGCCACCUUGACGCCAGGAGGAGGGCGGAGGCGUCGAGCAACUACAAGAGCCAGUUCCUGGCCAACAUGAGGUCAACGAGGACCUCCCCCACGUAAAAAGUCCACAGCUUCACAUUCAUUUCUCUCAUGCUGAUGAAGUGAAGCUCGCUGUUGUUCUGGGCUGCAGCCACGAGCUGAGGACCCCGAUGGCGGCGGUCAUUGGGCUGCUGGACCUACUUAUAUCGGACGAUUGCCUCACAAAUGAGCAGCUUGAAACGGUGAGCCAGAUUAGGAAGUGUUCUACGGCCCUGCUGAGGCUGCUCAAUAGCAUAUUGGAUCUCAGCAAGGUGAGCUCGCAGGAAAAUAACCUUCGAUCAGGCAAGCUGAUUAAUACACAAGUAGAAAUAUUAGUUAAAGAAAGGGACUGUUAGAUACUACACGAGAGUCAAUCUCGGCUUCUAAGGUCAACCGUCUCCCUGUUUUAAAGCAAGCAAAUCUCAUCUGUUAUGCCUUUUUUUUUCAUUUUAUUGUCAUAAUCCAUGAAAAAAACUCCAGAUUGCGGAUGUUUUCUUCUCUUUGGUCUUCCAAAUCGUGAAAAUUAAUCAUGUCCAAAGAAAAAUAUGUAAUGUUUUCCUUCAGUUGAUCGUCUGAUAGAAUUUCAGAGGAGAGGAAAUUUCAUAGCCUUUUGCAGAAGAUUCAGCUUCUACUCCAUGUAUUCCAAUAAAUGAAAUAGUCAAUUCUCUAAAAGCUGAGUAUGAUUUCCAAAAAGUAUUCAGAAAAUUUUACUCAUUGCAGCUUUUCUGUGAACCCAAAAACUCUAGUUUCUUAACACUUUAUUAAUAAACUUUCUGAAGGUUGAAUCAGGGAAGCUGGUUUUGGAAGAAGUUGACUUUGACUUACAACGAGAACUGGAGGGGCUGAUGGAUAUGUUCUCAGUGCAGUGCGUAAACCAUAAUAUGGAGACUGUGUUAGAUCUCUCUGGUAUGUUCCUCCACCUUACACUUCUCAGGUCUGAUUUCCCGUUUUUCAGGGAACCAGGAAAGAAAAAACCGCAGUGAUUGACAUAAAAGAAAUUCCUGAAGAAUCAACAGAUAUUAAAUUUAUCCAGUGAAGCUUGCAUACAUCUGUUUUAUGGAAUCACUUUUCUGAUAAAAAACUUGAAAUAGUGGGAUUAAUGAAUUCUGAAAAAAAAAUAGCUUCAAGGGGGGAUGAUAUUUUCUAACUGAAAAUUGAAUUUUGAUGAAACUGGAAGCGGAUUAUUUGAUCAGAGAAUCGACACGUAGAAACCCAAAGCAAGAAAAUAUUAAAUUAAGAAAAAAAUGUGUUAUCACAUGUUGAGCAUUAGGAUUCUGAUUUUAUUAAUCAAACCAAGAGCAUGAUAUGUUGUUCUUUUUAUUGUUUCAACUUCUGUGAGUAGUUCUGCAGAAUUUACGCUUACAAUUAUUUUUGGAAUUUAAAAAAUAACCAUUGUAUAACCAAUCAGAUUAUUCAAAGUUUCUGAUAAUUUUUUUCUCAAAUUAAGAUUUUUUUUCGGGAAAUUACGUUAUUGAAGCCAGUUUUCCCAGAACCACAUCUUCCUACUGCAUUCUGACCCUGGAUAAGCUUAGCAUCAACAGAUGGGAAGAAAACACUAUGUGAUCCCCAGAAGCUUCCAGGAAUGAAAUUAUAUUAAUAGAAUUAAAUUUUAUAGAUAAUUAUGAAAUUAAACCCAUGAAAGGUUUACUGUGAUAAAAAGAUCUCCGUAAACAGAGGACUGAAAGGGAGCAUUUUUUUUUACUAUAAAAAAUCCCAAAGUUACCUCAACUUUGGCUUCACCACAAGGUGAAUGAAACUUUGUCACUUUGCUAAUAAAAUGAAACUUUAGUGACCUAGGUUAUAAUAUUCCGAUCAAACAGCUGAUGAAGGGGAUGAGCGGAACAGGGAGGUAUUGCUUGCAGAGACUGUUGGAACGGUGGUAGGUAAAUUAGUAGAAUUUGAAGAGGGUACCGUAGGUAUUUCUCGCCAAAAUCAAGAAAUUUUUUAGAACCUAAGAUCCAGAUUAAUAAAUUUUCUUUAUCAUGUUUUGAACUUAGUUAAAGAUCUUGCUCUUUUAUUUUGAACUGAUGAAGUGGACUACAUACAUUCUACAGAUGAUAUGCCCAAAGUUGUUCGAGGAGAUUCUGCCAGAGUGGUUCAGAUAUUCACAAACCUCGUCAGUAAUUCCAUCAAGUUCACAUCAUGUGAGUCAUGCUUCGAAUUUAUUUUCUUAGUGAUUAUAUUCCUUGAACCCACAGUUAUGACUCAAACCUUGUGCUUAAGGACUGAAGGAACAAAUUACCAGGUAUAGUAUUCGAAAAAUUCUAAAUGAAGUAAUAAUUAAACAAAAAAAAAGAAUUUCACCAAACGAAGACGAAAAGGGCCAGAGCUCCUUUGUAUCCAUGCAUGGAACAUCAAUAGGACAAAAUGACAUUAUAAUUCCAUUUCAAUUUCCAUAGUUAUCGAGGGCUGUAUUUGAUUGAAACUUGGUCCAUUUUCUCAACAACUCUCCUCUAUCCUUCUUAAACUUGUCCACCUGUUUCUAUUUGAUUUCUUCACACCUGUCCUUUGCAUUAACUGGCAGAGGUUGUGCUAAACCAGACGGGUCCUGCUGCUUCCUUCUGACCGUUUCUUCAUUGAUUCUUCUCUACCUCUUUUCCUUAUUGGCACGCCAUGAGUAUUUCCAUUAUAUUUCUUCAUAGAUCUCCUUUUAUUAACUUCUGAAAGUUGUGCUUAAAUCUUAAGGAAAACCAACAAUUCUUCAUGGCUGUAACGUUAAUGAAUAAAUUUGAUGGUUCUCAAUUCACCUGAAAAUCCACAGAUAUUGCAAAAAAAUAAUUAUAAAAGUGGAUUUCAGAUGCCGAGUCUAAUUCCUUAUAUAUAGCGUGUAACCUAGUAUAGUGCCAGUUAAUCUCUACUACUGAAAGAAUUGUGUUUGUAAAUAUGAUCACAUAUAUACAAUUCGGUGAAGAGGUCUUUUUAGCUAAAAAACUGAAAUCAACUUCAGCUGGUCACAUUAUUUUGCGAGGAUGGUGUGAAUAUGGCGAAACUAGAAAACAAGAUUUGCCACAGGAGAAGUGGUCCCAAUGUUUCAUCAAAACCAGGGGAAAUCAGGACGGAUUUAUCACAAAGGAAGUGCCUGACAACUGCAAUAGAAUCACGCUUCAGUUUGAAGUUGAUGACACUGGAUGCGGUAAAGCUUUUUCUACCCAGCACCAUACCUUAGUCUUCCGCUUAAAAAAUGCAGAAUUUAGUUUUCUAAUCUUUACUAGGUAUUGACCCAAGCAAAUGGGAAUCUGUUUUUGAAAGCUUUGAGCAAGCUGAUCCAUCAACAACCCGAAUGUAAGUCGUUUCUAAUGAGAUUUUGUUGUACCAAAAAAUUAUUAAAUCAAUGCAUAACAUCUAGUAUGUAAAUUUAUAAUCUACCGCCUCACCUAUCCAAAUUUCCAAAAUACAUUUUCUAGAAGAAAUAUUUUUUUCCAAAAAGACAUUAUAAAAUUUCCCCAUCUACAGGCAUGGAGGGACUGGUCUUGGCUUAUGUAUUGUGCGUAACUUGGUGAGUCUAGAUAAUUUCACUAUCCAGGAUCAUGUUGCAGAGACAGAAUAUCGUAUCAUUUACUGCUAUCUUAUAGACUGUCUAUACUGACAUCAUCCAUGGUUGAAUAUACUAUAUUGAAUGAGAUGCUAUCUGAUUCCAGGUUAACAAGAUGGGAGGGAAAAUCAAAGUUGUAAAAAAGGAUGGCCCAGGGACCCUAAUGCGACUAUCCUUGGUCCUGGGACUACCAGCGGCCUACGCUGGAAAGCGUUUUGAAUUAAAAUCGGAUCAGCAUAAUUUAAUGGUGAGUCGUCUACCAUAUAUCAAAAUAUCAGCCAAUUUAGUCACUGUUUGGUGUUACCUUUGAAUUAUUUACACUGGUUUGAUAACACAAAAAGCUACUCUAAAUUUGUUCGAAAGUAGACGGGAAAUCAUGUUUCGGGAUAUGAUAUCUUCUCCUCUUAUUAUUUUAAAUUUUAUCGUAUUUGAUGGCACUAUGGCCUCUUUGAAUGGCCUACACGCUGGCAGUAGUACAUUUAGGCUGUAAACGUCUAAGGUGCUAAAAAAAUCUGUAAGUUCUAUGAUUAUCAUGUGUAUAAUACGUCAAAUAAAGUUAAUUAUAAAAUAUUAAAUGCUCGUUUGAUGGUCUAAUCUUCAAAUUAGAGUCUAGAAUGUCAUUAUUAUGUUCAAAUACAUACGAAGGAUAUAGACUAUCACACUUGCAAAGCCUAGUCUCUUCUUAUCUUCUUUAAGAAGUUGCAAAACAUAGUUCCAGGCAACGUGCAAGCAGGAUUACUCCCUCAGCAUAAAUAUCAUCCCACCAGUCUAGGGCAGCUAGAUCCAAUGAUUUACAGAGGUUUUGACAAUCGGGUAUCCUAUCUAACAUUAACAGUCUACAAGUUUGUCGGGGUGAGUUACAUGAUUAAGAAAGCUUUUAGGAAAAGAGGGUUUAUCAGAAGCGUAAGACAAUCUAGCAUGUAGUUCAUUAACCUCUGAAGCUACCUCAUUAACGAUUCCCAGACUUUGAACAGAGUCUAGACCAAAAGGGGGAGCUUGAUGUUGAGAUAUGAGAACUCCGGAGCAACUAUAUCUCAAAUGAUUAAUGGGAAGCUGGUCGCUACUAAACAAAAAAAUGUUUCCUUUAACAGAUGGGAUAAUUCCAUUAUAAUUAUUCAAUGAUUGAAUGAGAACCAUCAAAAUUUACAAAUUUCUGGUCACUGGUCCGUGUUUCACUUGCAACAGUUUCCUUCAUCUUUUUCUUUUCUUAUCACCAAAAUUAGUUUCUUUUUUUUUAUGCUGAUAUACAUUGUGUUCUAUGCAUUAAACUUGUCAGUUUUAUGUUAGCAGCAACCUUAUUUACAUGUACUAAAAUUCGUUUCAGAAAGCUCUUUGACCAUGGGCAUUGGAACAGAGUUGAUUUUGAUACCACGGGGAACUGAUUCUAAACUUUGACAUGAGCAAUGUUCCGAUUAUUUUUUUAUCCCAUCUUUGAAAAAGUAAUUAGAAUGAGCAGACUAGAGACCGUGCCCAGCUGACAUACUUUAAUAGGGGUAUAAACCGCUCAUUCUUGUUGUGUGAUUCUUGGAUAUGUCGUCAUUAUAUCUUUCCAAGGAGAGCAUCAACGUAAUUCCUUUACAGAUCCACGGAGGUCGUAUAUGAGAGUCACUGCUAUUGAUCAGCAUCAUACAGUUCCAGAUGCUUAAAUUUAGAUUACAUGGAAUUCUGUCUGUCAUUUAAGCUAGCUCCUCUUGGGAGGAGGGGGAGGGUGUGGUGAGGAUAUAUUCUGAGAAACAUCGAAUUCUUAGUGAUUAGAAGGCUUGUCACGAUCUUGAGUUUUGAUCAUUUUUUCUUCAUCGGAUGAACAAAGUUAUGUCUAUUCGAAUGAAAAGACAGAGGUUUCCCCCCAAAAACGUACAGUGGAGCCAUUUCCUCUUUUCCCCCAGGAAGCAAUCUUACAAUGCAGUAUGGUGCUAAGAAGUAUCUAUGAAGUCUUUACGCAGAAACUGGUGCACAUAAGGUUAUUAACGAGGUAUAUAAAAUAGACACAUUGCUUGUAAGUAAGAAUCAUUCCCUGUUUUAGAUUUCUCUUCACUUUUUCAUCGUUCUUGACGUCAAACAAUGCCUCAUCCAUAUAGUCAGCUUCCAAGAAUCAUGGGCUUAAAUGAAUAAAAACUUCAGGUGGUAUCAUGUGCAUCUUCAUCAACAAUCAGACACCAAUAAUUAACCAUCUCAAAGACACCAAUAAUUACAGAACGGGAAAAGGAUAAUACUAAUGAAGACGAAUAAAUUCGCAUAAAAAAAGGAUGCAUUCUUAGAAAUUAUCCAAUUCAUACUUCACAACUCAUUUCUUCACAGAAAAACUUUAGUACAUGCUAGUCUCUGUUCCUCAAGUACUUAUGUUUUGUGAGGGCCUUAACUGUACACGCAGGUAUUGCUUGCAGUGAAAGGCACGAUUGGCAGGUCUACCAUUUUUCAAUGGUUAAGGAAAAAAGGAAUUCCCACAAUUGAAGCGUCAGACUGGAAUGCCCUAACGCAAAUACUUCAGGAAAAUUUGCAAGUCAAUAAAACUGAUAGAGAUGAGUAUGCAGCAUGCUCAGAGAGUGAAAGAUUGAGAAUGAAGAUACUGAGUUUUCUGCCUGAAUAUAGAAGUUGUGGCGAGGGGAUGGUGACUUCGAAUACUGUCAUUGUGGUAGACACAGCGCUGUUAGAUCUCAGAACUGAUAUAUGGGAAGAGCAGCUGAAUUUCCUAGAGAAAUAUCGUCACAAGGUGCAGUUUGCUUGGUUACUCAGUCGUGACACAUCCAACAACUUCAAGGCCGAGCUGAGGAGAAAAGGGCAUUUUUUAUUGGUUAAUAAGCCAUUAUAUAAAGCAAGGAUGGUGCAGAUCUUGGAUGCUGUUCUAAAAGAGAGAAGUUCAGAAUAUCAACUAAACUGGAGCAUUCAGAAUUCAACAACUGAAAACGAUUUGCAUGAGUGCCAUGAGGUGGAUCCCAUUAAAUAUGGUGUUUUCAGCUCAGAGAGCUCUGACAAGACUGAUGUGGAAAGGGAAAUAAUACAAUCUAGCAAAACAGAAGGCGAAAAGGUUCAGGUCCCUCAUUAUCCUGAACAAUGGACUGGAAAUUCAGUGAAAGAAUCCAUAAGUACGAGCUGCACAAAUAGUGUUAUCCAAUUCUCCAGUUUUCCAGGCGAGGACACUGCUGUCACAAAAUUGCCAACUAAUGUUCAUGAUCUUGAGAAGUAUGAAUGUGGGAACAGACACAUGCAUAGCUUAGAAGAGAAUGAACAAUGUCAAGUACUGGAAGGAAACACCAAGGACGACCAUAGGAAGGCAUCACGGAUAUCAAAGCCCGAAAUCGAACCCUUUAAAAUGUGUACAAAUGCCUGGACAACGUCCAACCAGGUGGACCAGAUGGAGAUAAAAGACAUUGAACAAGAUCUGUACAAGAUAGAUCAGGUAUUAACCGAUUUGGAUGGCUUCAAGCAGCAACAUCCAUUAUGUGAAAGUGAAUCAAUGGCGUCCCCACAUAUAGACCAAGCAAGUAGCAGAAAAAACAGUCGAGGAUUAAAUCAGCUUUCUUGCAGAAUCUUGAAACCUGAUGUUCAUCAAGUUUCCAAGGUGAAGGACUCUAGAGAUUCAAUUGUAGAUAUUUCUUGCCUGAGACCUCUUGAAGGUUUGUGCAUACUGCUUGCGGAAGAUACACUGAUACUACAAAGAGUCGCAACAAUAAUGUUGCAGAAGAUGGGAGCAAAGGUUGUACCCGUUGGAGAUGGACAACAAGCAGUGGAUGCUCUGAGAUACAUGCUUCAUGAAGAAGAACGUAGAAGACAAACUUCAAAUAAACAGCUGCAGAGGAUAAGUUUUGAUCUUAUACUCAUGGAUUGCCAGGUAUGACAAUAUGAAAGUGCAUUUUUUCAUGUUUUAUAUGUUAUUUAUAUAUAUGAGUAUUUAUAAAAAAAAUGCGAUUUUUGUCAAAAAAUCAUAGUAAAAGAACAUGUGCUAACUAUGCCUAAAGAAUCCUGUAAGGAAAAGAGGCCGUAAUUAAGUUCAAGUCAAAACAUAGUUGAUAUGUCAAAGUGUUUUAGUCUAAUAUGGUAAUGAGAAUUUCUUCCGCGAAAUCCUCGUAUAAAAUGUUCUUUAUGCGAUACUUGUCCGAUAGUUUCAGAGAAAACCUCUGGAUUUCGUCCCAUUGAACAAUGGCCCUAUUUGGUUUUUUUAUCACAGAGAUAGAAUCAUCCUCCUUCACUAGGUUCUGCAGCUUGAAAGAACGAUACGUAUAAAGUUAGAUUGAUUGAAGCAACAAGCUGAUAGAAUAGUGGAACGAAAUACUCACCGUUCGAAGCUCUUCAGCUUCUUCAAUAGGUACAGGAAAGAACCUUCUGCUUUUUGGGUAUCUCUUGCAUAGGAGACGGUAUCAUUUCUUCUUCUGCAACUGAUUUCAAAGACAUCGCCAUGGAAUGUGUGUUGUCCCCUUGAUGUACAACAACAAACUAGGAAGAAUCUUAGGUUGAAUGGAGAAAGAAAUAGGUUUUCGUCGAAUGGAGAAUGUAAUUGCAAACAUUUUGAUACAUUAAACUCUGUCUAUAGAUGGGAAAAUACAAACCCAAAAAAAAAAAGAUUGGAUGGCGGCCGGAAUUUUGACCCAUAAACUAGAAAAGAUGCAAACGUUUUGAAGCUUAGGAAUAAGGGCUCCAUAGUUUUCCACCUUUCAUUGGUCCUAAUGGAAUAAUUCACCAAUCCUCAAGACUACAUACAUAAAGAUCCAUACGUCCUAUGACUUGGGCAUUAUCUUUCCGCCAACAGAGUUGGUCAACUCAGUCAGAAUCCAAAACUAAAAAAAAAUGAAUUUUUCGUAUCAAACUCAGUUGACCCGGUGGUAACUGGCACAUUUGGCUCUGACCCAUACGAGUCUGCACAGCCAAUUAGAUGACUGAAAUAUUUAACUUAAAGUAAACUGUGAAUCAUCAAGGGUUUUCGCUAAAGCCCACUUCUGUUAACCCAGGCUGAUUCACAUUUAAAUAUACUUUUCUUCUUCGACCACACUGUAACUCUUCUGGUGUAAUAUCCCUUUCACAGUAUCCAACACACUUGAAAUGUGUAGGAUGAUUUCCAUUGCUUUUUUAAGAUGAAAUAAUAUUAAAUCAUCAGAUUAUAUAACUAAAUCACAGAUUCAUGGAUGCUAAGAAAUGAUUUUUCAAAGACAUAUCCUCUUAAUAUUUGAGAGUUAGAAUUGAAUCACUGCCAAUGAAUCUCAUAAAAUCAUACUCUGUAGUUUUGGGGGAUGAUUUCAACGUCUUGAUGUCAUUAUGGCUACUUAAACUUGUGGCGUGCCAGAAUGUUCUAGAGUUUCACAAUUGUCAGGACAUCCUCUGAAUAUUUGGUAAUCGAUAACCAAGUAUCAAUAAUAAAACAAAAAAAAUUCCUUUUAUGUCUUCAAAACUGCAGAUGCCAAAGAUGGAUGGCUACGAAGCAACAAAAGAAAUUCGGAGACUAGAAGUUGGGACGGGCUUUCAUAUUCCAAUUGUUGCACUGACAGCACAUGCAAUGUCAUCUGAUGAAGCUAGAUGCUUGGAAGUCGGGAUGGAUGCAUAUCUGACGAAGCCAAUUGACAGCAAGCUAAUGGAAUCUACAAUUCUUUCCCUGACAAAGAGUUUCUCCUAG
This is a messenger RNA of Spirodela intermedia, 10761 nucleotides long. The record is from the annotation of a GenBank genome assembly. Lineage: Eukaryota; Viridiplantae; Streptophyta; Magnoliopsida; Alismatales; Araceae.